UACUUUGUUAGACAACUUUCUGUGAAUUUUUUUGUUGUUUAUUGCUGAGUUCACUCUCAAAGCAUGUAUGUAAUCUUUGAUUAGCUUUAACUUGGUUCUGCAUUCUCUCUUGAGCCCCACUUGUUCUCGAUUCGCCUGAUAUUUUAGUUAAAAUUAAAUGACGCGAGUUUGUGAUUGUUAGUGAAUGAUUUCAAAAUGUAUUUGGUGGGUUAAGCAGGAUCAUUUCUGAUUAUCACUCUUUGUGUCGUAAUAGUACUAAUCGCUUACGACUUGUUUUCACGCUCUAGGACACGAUUUAGAUUCUGUGGGCGUUUCAGUAGCCACUUGAGAAGAAACUUAGUGAACUAGGAUCAAGGAUGGAUCAAUUGAUUCCAGGAGAACAAGACAUCGAAGCUGGUCUAGCUCACGUUACGCAACAAUCCUCAUCAGAUACUGUUGAAGUGCUGAACUUUGGUGCGUCUGAAAAGAUUGAUGACGAUGCUGAUGAUCUAAACUAUCCCCUAAUUGGAAACGAGAAUCCAACUGAAACAACAAGCAGUAAACGCAAUGAUAUUGUUAAAGUUAAGAAGUCGAGAAAGGCGGCUUCGAAGCCACCUAGGCCCCCUAAAGGCCCUUCUUUCACUGCAAAUGACCAUAAGGUGAUGAAGGAAAUCGCAGAGCUCGCUAUGCGAAAACGCGCAAGGAUCGAAAGGAUGAAAAAUUCCCUGAGAAGAAUUAAAGCAGCCAAGUCUUCAUCAUCAUCAUCCCCUUAUUCAUGCAUUAGCAUCUUCUCGGUGGUAGUAACGGCUCUGUUCUUCGGCUUUCUACUCUUUCAAGGAUUGUUUGCAGGCAAUAUGACUAUGAGUUCAGACAACUCGCCUGCGCCAACUGGUUCACCUAACAACCAACUGAUCUCAGUUCAGUUCUACAAUGAUUUUGCUCCCGUUGAGCAAACCGAUCCCAGUCCAGCCACCUCGUACAGAUACACGAGGAAGCGAGUUUCGGGUGCAGAAGAAGACUAGAGAGUUGUCAUAUGUCACCACCAGAAGAGUUUUCUGUGUUUGGUCUCGAUUAGUCUCCUUUGGUUCAAGUUUUGUUCCCCCCCCCCUUGUAUAUUUGUGUUGUAACUGUCCUAACUGUCUCUUUACUGAGGUUAGAUCUUCUAAACGACUGCGUUUUAAAAUAAUGUAAGUUGAACCAUCAAACUUAGCUUCUACGUUCUAAAUAAUGAUGAUGAUGUAAGUUGGACCCA
Brassica napus (rape) is the source of this 1231-nucleotide messenger RNA. RefSeq lists its product as uncharacterized. The record is from RefSeq and is a predicted model, not a curated record. The transcript is spliced from 3 exons. The coding region runs from base 357 to 1001 and encodes 214 amino acids. Lineage: Eukaryota; Viridiplantae; Streptophyta; Magnoliopsida; Brassicales; Brassicaceae.